CGGGGCUUCCUGUCCCAGAUCGCAGGGGUGAGAUGCUAAAGAUCCGAGCAGCAGCAUUAAUAGCAGCAUAGCUGGACUCUAUCUGUGGCUUCACUGACACACACAGCAGUUAGACUUACUUAUCAAAUCCUUAGAUCAAAGAGAUCCCAGGAAAAGAUUGGGACUGAGCACAGGAUGGUGAUGGAGAAGCCCAGUCCCCUGCUGGUAGGACGGGAGUUUGUGAGACAGUAUUACACGCUUCUCAAUAAAGCACCAGACUUUCUGCACAGAUUUUAUGGACGGAACUCCUCCUAUGUGCACGGUGGACUGGAUGCCGAUGGAAAGCUUUCAGAGGCAGUCUACGGGCAGACUGAGAUCCAUCAGAAGGUGCUGGCCCUGCAGUUCAGCGAGUGCCACACAAAGAUCCGGCACGUGGAUGCACACGCCUCGCUGAGCGAUGCUGUGGUGGUGCAAGUCAUGGGAGAACUGUCCAACAGCGGCCAGCCCAUGAGGAGGUUCCUGCAGACGUUUGUUCUGGCUCCAGAGGGUUCUGUGGCAAAUAAGUUUUACGUUCACAAUGAUAUCUUCCGAUAUGAGGACGAGGUCUUCGGCGACUCCGAGGCGGAGCUGGAUGAAGAGUCUGAAGAAGAAACCGAUGAGCCAGAAGACCGGCAACCGUCGCCCGAACCGCUCCUGGACGGCUAUGAAGCCCAUGCUGUCAGCUGUAACAACGGUGUGGAAGAAGCUCACGAGGAAGCGGCUCUGGAGCUAGAGCCCGAGCCCAAGAUCGAGGAGCCCAAGCUCAAGGCAGAGGAGAAGAUGGUAGAGGAGUUUGAGGAGAAAGCACCAUCUCCUGAUCCUGUGGAAUCACCACCUAACAUACAGGAGCCACCCAAAACUUCGUCUUGGGCUUCAGUGACCAGCAAAAACCUGCCUCUCGCUGGGACUGUUCCGUCCUCUGGAGCUCAACCACAUGUUAUUAAAGCACCAAACUCACAGCCCAGAGUUGAGGCCAAGGCAGAGCUGCCAUCAGCGUCGAUCCGUCCACGUGACCAGCGCAUCCGAGACAGACCCUCCGUGACCUCCAGAGGGCCGAGAUCUGAUGGCGUCUCAUCUUCUGACUCUCAGACGGGAAAGCCACUUUUCAGCUUCGUAAAUAAAGGAAGGGCUGAUGAUUCGGGUGAAGUGGACAGCAGAAGGGUGCUCCGGCAUCCAGACAGUCAUCAGCUGUUUGUUGGCAACCUCCCUCAUGACAUCCACGAGAGCGAGCUCAAAGACUUCUUCAUGACCUUUGGAAAUGUGGUCGAGCUGCGAAUCAACACCAAAGGCACUGGAGGAAAGAUUCCCAACUUUGGCUUCGUUGUCUUCGACGAUUCUGAGCCGGUGCAGAGAAUUUUAGGCGUUAAAGUAAGGAAAGCUCAUUUUAUUUUGGUUGUCGGGGCAUUCACUCGCUGUGUUUAUCGUCAGAUUCAGAAACUGUGUGACCGCGUGGCUUCAUCAACCCUGCUGGAGGACCGGAGAGAUGCAGUCCGUGCCAUCAAGUCUCUGUCCAAGAAAUACCGUGUGGAGGUCGGCACAAUGGCUAUGGACCAUUUGCUUCGAAUACUCCAGAGUGACCGGACAGACACUGAAAUCCUAGGUUACGCUUUGGACACUUUGUACAAUAUAGUCUGCAGUGACGAAGAGGAGGAGCCAGAAGAUUCUGAAGAGGAGAACCAGCAGAAGCAGGAGGAUGAUUUGGGAGCUCGGUUCACUGAGGAGUUCAUCGGGGAACCAGAUAAUAUCACUCUUCUCCUCACGCUGUUGGAGGAGUUUGACUUCCACGUGCGCUGGCGGGGUGUGAAGCUCCUGACUGUUCUUCUGAAGAGCCAGUGUGCUCCGGUCCAGAGCAUCGUCCUGGUCAGCCCCAUGGGUGAGUCCAGAAACAUACAUUUCUCUUGUAGUUGGAUAGAAGCAGCUCCGUGUCGCGUGCGGAUGAGUAGCUGUGCUUUGUCUCUGCAGCUGGUGCGAGUGAUGGUUUCUCCGGUGAACUCUCCGGGGGCCACAGCCAGCUGCCAGAGGGCCAUGUUCCAGUGUGGUCUCCUCCAGCAGCUCUGCACCAUCCUCAUGGCCACAGGUGUUCCUGCAGACAUCCUCACAGAGACCAUCAAUACAGUGUCCGAAGUCAUCCGUGGCGCUGAAGUGAAUCAGGACUACUUUGCAUCUGUUAACGCACCAUCCAAUCCACCAAGGCCCGCGAUUGUAGUUCUUCUCAUGUCGAUGGUGAACGAGAGACAGCCGUUCGUUCUGCGCUGUGCUGUACUGUACUGCUUCCAGUGCUUCUUGUACAAGAACCAUAAAGGACAGGGCGAGAUCGUAGCCACCCUGCUGCCCUCCACUAUAGAUGCUAGCUCUAUCUCGGCGGGGCAGCUGUUGUGUGGAGGUCUGUUCUCAGCGGAUUCUCUGUCAAACUGGUGUGCCGCUGUGGCUCUGGCUCACGCGCUGCAGGAUAACCUCACACAGAAAGAACAGCUGCUGCGUGUACAACUAGCCACCAGUCUGGGCAAGCCUCCCGUCUCCCUCCUCCAGCAGAGCACCAACAUCCUAUCCCAGGGCAGUCGUGUGCAGACGAAGGUCGGUCUCCUCAUGUUGCUCUGCACCUGGAUCAGUAACUGUCCAAUCGCUGUCAUGCACUUCCUGCACAAUCAAGACAACGUUCCCUUUCUGACGGGUCAAAUCUCUGAAAACCUGGGCGAGGAUGAGCGCCUGGUUCAGGGUCUGUGCGCUCUGCUGCUGGGUAUUUGUAUCUACUAUAAUGACAACAGCUUGGAGAAUUACACAAAAGAAAAGCUGAAGCAGCUGAUCGAGAAGCGCAUAGGAAAGGAAAACUUUGUGGAGAAGCUGGGCUUUAUAAGCAAACACGAGCUGUACUCCCGUGCUGCUCAGAAACCUCAGCCGGCCUUCUCCGCUCCAGAACACAUGCUGUUCGAUCACGAGUUCACCAAACUCAUCAAAGAGCUGGAAGGGAUGAUAACAAAAGCUGUGCUUAAGUCGAGCGAGGAAGAGAAAAAGGAAGAAGAGGUGAAGAAAACACUAGAACAGCAUGACAGCAUUGUAACGCAGUACAAAGAGCUGAUUAGAGAACAGGAUUGUCAGAUAAAUGAGCUGAAGGAGCAAGUAGCAUCGCUGACUUCCCAGAGCGAGACGCUGCAGAGCACCGUAACGCAGCAGUUCUCUCAGAUGCAGCAGCACAAAGACCAGUACAACAUCCUCAAACUCAAGCUGGGUAAAGACGGUCAUGUGAACAGCCUGCAGACGGAGGAGCAGAGCCGACUCCGAGAGAAGCUGGAGGAGCUGCAGAGACAAAACCAGGGUUUUUGGUAUAUUUGGAAAUGUGUGUUUGGUGUCCAGCAGAAGGCUGAGGCCACACCGUCGGCAGAGGGCUCGACUUCAGACGCCACAGCAUUACAAAAGGAGGUGGAGCUGCUGAGAGCUCAGCUGCAGAGCCAGAGCGCAGAGAUCGCACAACUACAGCGAGAGAAACACCAGCUUCUCAGAGGAGCCGACGCCACCGCUGCGGCUGCAGGAGACGAUGCCAUCCGCUCAGAGUUAGAGAGCAGACUCUCGGCUCAGACGCUCAAGGAGCAAGUUCAAGCUCUUCUGGAGAGCAAGGAGCUGAUGGAGAGGGAGCUUUCUUCAGCCACGAGCUCCACUGCUGUCAUGCAGACGGAGAAGAGCAAGCUUCAGCAGGAGCUGCAGGAGUCCAAGAAGGAGCAGGACGAUCUCCUCAUGCUGCUCGCUGACCAGGACCAGAAGAUUCUGAGCCUCAAGCACAGACUCGAGGACUUGGGAGAGACGAUUGAAGAUGAGGAUGAUCUGGAUGCAAGGGACCAGUUUGACGACGACGAUGAUGAUGAAGAAGAAGAGUGUGAUGAAUAAAAACAAAUUGACUUCAUAGUGGAAGACAGCUAAUACUAACCUGCCACUUACACGCUUCGAGAAAGAGACCGAAGGCCUCGGACCAUAGAGCUGAUCUUCUGAUUUUCAGAAGAAUCACAUAUUUGUUUAUUUUCUUCGUGCCUGCUUUUUAAUUUUUAGUAUUUCUUUUGCAGUGGGAAAACCGUUGAACCCAUUGCAUUUCAAAGAAGCUUUGUGUUUGAUCCACUUUCCCGCUGCUUGCGUCCUGGAGGCACACCAUCGAAGAUUCUUGAGGGAAAUAAAGAGAGGAUUUGCGUAGUGCGAACCCACAGAGAGCUCUUCGUCUGCUCUGCUGUUUAACAUCUCACUCAAACGUCCUGUUUUGCAUCAGAUCGCUGUUGUCUCUUUUUCUUCCAGCAUGCAACAGUUUUCAGAAUUGUUCAGCCAUACUCAUAUUUACAAAGGAUCAGACACACUCCAGCUGCUUUGCAUCGCAUCGUGUGUUGUUCUUCAGUAAAACACUGCUGAAGUCCCUCUGAAGGAUGGGAUCAGACACUUUCAAGUUCCUCUCAAACUGGAGAGCUAUUGUGCAUUUGAUUUAGCUUUUGGUUAAUUUAUGGAUAAACGAGCCUCCUUCGAAUAAACUGUGUAAAUGCA
Molecule: messenger RNA, 4533 nt
Organism: Sinocyclocheilus grahami
Lineage: Eukaryota; Metazoa; Chordata; Actinopteri; Cypriniformes; Cyprinidae
Product: general vesicular transport factor p115-like
Exons: 34
Coding region: 175-3897 (1240 amino acids)
Biological process (GO): vesicle fusion with Golgi apparatus; endoplasmic reticulum to Golgi vesicle-mediated transport; transcytosis
Cellular component (GO): Golgi membrane; cytoplasm; endoplasmic reticulum
Molecular function (GO): RNA binding; protein binding
Source: RefSeq, a predicted model, not a curated record